Messenger RNA from Helicoverpa armigera (cotton bollworm), 477 nucleotides. Its product is annotated as peptidyl-prolyl cis-trans isomerase Fkbp12. The coding region runs from base 133 to 459 and encodes 108 amino acids. Gene Ontology annotation, biological process: protein peptidyl-prolyl isomerization. NCBI's taxonomy places the organism in Eukaryota, Metazoa, Arthropoda, Insecta, Lepidoptera, Noctuidae. Gene Ontology annotation, molecular function: peptidyl-prolyl cis-trans isomerase activity. The record is from RefSeq and is a predicted model, not a curated record. The transcript has 3 exons. Gene Ontology annotation, cellular component: cytoplasm; sarcoplasmic reticulum membrane.
CAAAAAAAAAAACAAAUACAUUGUCUCUGACAUUUUCGGCCGUGUUGGUGUUGUUAUUUAUUUUUUACAAACAAUUUUAUUGCAGUUCCCUGUUGGGAAACAUUUUAUUAUCACGAUUCAUAACAUUCUAUAAUGGGUGUGGAAGUAGAAACUAUUACACCUGGAGAUGGUACUACAUUCCCUAAGCCGGGCCAAACUGUGGUAGUUCACUACACUGGCACGCUACAGAAUGGCACAAAGUUCGAUUCCUCGAGGGAUAGGGGACAGCCUUUCAAGUUCACUUUGGGAAAGGGUGACGUGAUUCAAGGAUGGGACCAGGGUAUCUGCAGGAUGUCUGUCGGCGAGCGAGCCAAGUUGAUCUGCUCUCCUGACUUUGCAUACGGAUCCAGAGGCCAUCCCGGAAUCAUCCCACCAAAUGCCACUCUUAUUUUCGAUGUUGAGCUAAUACGUGUUGAAUAGUAACGAAAAACAGCUUUA